CCCCCUCCCCGCCAUCAUCAUCAAAGGACUACAAUUAUCAGCCAACUCCCCACAACUUCUUCCCCCACAGCGACAUCCCCGCCUGCUACUACCUAACCUUCCCUCUCGUCCUCGCUUAAUCACAAUCCCAACCAACUAGCUGCAAUGCGUCUCACAAUCUCCUCCAUCUCGGGCGGCAAUCCACAGGUCCUGCAACUCGAUGUCCCAAGCUCCAUCUGCAUUCAGGAUCUGAAGGCUCUCAUUUCGUCCGAGCUCCCGCAGAUGCCUUCAGCGUCACAGCACAUCUACUACAAUGGCCGUUUGCUCUCGGAUGCAACACGCACACUCGAAGCCUACAAUAUGAAGGACGAUGACAUGGUGGUGGUUCACACCAUCGCGCCGCGGCCGCAGGCGCAAGCUCGACCGCAACAGCAACAGCAGCACCAGCAGCAGCAGCAGAUGCAGAUGCAGUCGCAACCCCAGCAGCAGGAGUACGAUCCAGAAGUUAUCCGGCUGCAGCUCCUGGCGAACGCGCAGCUGCAGGCUCAGUUGCGGGAGACGAAUCCUGAGCUCGUGGAGGCGAUGAAUGAUCCUGCUGCGUUUCGAGAUGCAUUUGGUCGGAUGGAGCGCGACCGCAGGGAAAAAGAGAGGGAGAAGCAGCGGGAAAUUACCCGUUCAACAUCGAGGCACAGCAGAAGAUCGAGGAACUCAUACGGCAAGAGCAGGUUAUGGAGAAUCUUCAGUCCGCGCUCGAGCACAACCCAGAAGCUUUUGGCCGUGUUACGAUGCUCUACAUCCCCGUCGAAGUCAACGGCACCGCCGUCAAAGCAUUCGUCGACAGCGGUGCGCAAGCAACCAUCAUGUCACCCGACUGUGCGCAACGGUGCGGAAUCAUGCGGCUGGUGGACUCCCGCUUCGCCGGCAUCGCUCGGGGCGUGGGCACAGCACGGAUUCUCGGCCGCGUGCACAGCGCGCAGAUCAAGAUCGGCAACCUGUUUCUCGCCUGUUCCUUCACGGUGAUGGAGGGAAAGCACGUUGAGCUCCUCCUCGGCCUCGACAUGCUGAAACGACACCUCGCCACGCUGGACCUGAAACGCAACUGCCUCGUGAUCCAAGACGAAGAGGUCGCGUUUCUCGGCGAGAGCGAAAUCCCCAAGGACAGCUCGGGCGAAGACGAUGAACCCACCGUCGAGGGCCCCAGCGGAAGCAAGGUUGGCGCGAGAUCUGGCGCGAUUGUGGAGCCGCCCGCACCGG
This is a messenger RNA of Tricharina praecox, 1233 nucleotides long. RefSeq lists its product as uncharacterized. Gene Ontology annotation, molecular function: protein binding. Bases 145 to 999 code for a protein of 284 amino acids. NCBI's taxonomy places the organism in Eukaryota, Fungi, Ascomycota, Pezizomycetes, Pezizales, Pyronemataceae. The transcript has 4 exons. The record is from RefSeq and is a predicted model, not a curated record.